Molecule: messenger RNA, 751 nt
Organism: Rhododendron vialii
Lineage: Eukaryota; Viridiplantae; Streptophyta; Magnoliopsida; Ericales; Ericaceae
Product: chitin elicitor receptor kinase 1-like
Exons: 1
Coding region: 311-751 (146 amino acids)
Biological process (GO): innate immune response
Molecular function (GO): transmembrane receptor protein kinase activity
Source: RefSeq, a predicted model, not a curated record
AACACACACAACCACAAUCUCCUCCUCAUGACGUUCCAAAAUACACACAACCACAAUCUUCUUCUUCCUCAUAACAAAACCACAAUCUCCUCCUCAACCCCCAAAAUCUCCAACCUGAUUUUUAGGGGUUGAUCCUAAUUACUAACAUGUUUCGAUCCAAACUAGUGUUAUCCUUUUCCCUCUUAAUCAUGAUCUUAACAACGGUCGAAUCCAAAGUGUCCCAAGACCUGCGACUUAGCAUUAGGCUCGUACUACGUCUGGCCCAAUGCGUCCAUCUGGUUAAUACACCUAAUAUCAGGCAAUUCAAUGGAUGAAAUCCUUAGCUACAACACAGAUACUAUCAUCUAUGAGAACAUCAUCGGAACUAGAAUCGACUUCCCCUUCAGCUGCGACUGCAUCCAUGACAGAGUUCUUGGGCCACGUUUUCACUUAUGUUCCAGAGUCUCGCAACACGUUUGAUGAGGUUGCCAAAUGGGACUACGCAAACCUGACUACGGCCGCGAUGUUGAUCCAGUACUUUCAUUACUGCACUUCCACUUAUGCGUGGUUCAAUGUGACGGUGAAUUGUUCCUGUGGAGACGCGUCGGUGUCAAAGGAGUACGGGUUGUUCAUCACGUACCCGCUUCGGGUUGAGGAUAGCUUGGAGUCGAUUGCGGCCGCUGCGAACUUGAGUACGGAUUUGCUGCAGAGCUACAACCCGGUUGUGGAUUUUAGCGCGGGGAAUCAUUUUUCAUCACCUUUUUUUAUAUGA